Messenger RNA from Formica exsecta, 2130 nucleotides. RefSeq names its product von Hippel-Lindau tumor suppressor homolog. The coding region runs from base 463 to 948 and encodes 161 amino acids. The transcript is spliced from 4 exons. Lineage: Eukaryota; Metazoa; Arthropoda; Insecta; Hymenoptera; Formicidae. The record is from RefSeq and is a predicted model, not a curated record.
AGGAGGUGGGAGGUGGGAGACCCAAGUAGUCCACCAUCUUGCGCGUGUGUCUAACUAAUGUUUGUCGCGCGAUGCACACGAGUUGAUUCGAGUUUUGAUGUGAACGUGAACGUGAACGUGAACGUGAACGUGAACGUAAAAGUACAGCGACGUUUUCACGGAUGUCCGAUGAAAGUGACGCAAGGUGACAAUUUAGUUUGGAAAGAUUUCUACAUCUUUGGUGACAAGCAGUACGAAGACAACGAUUGACACUGGGUAGAGCAUCUUUGGGGAAACGGAGAAGGAAAAGCAAAGAUGGAGAAACACUGGGAGUAACCGAAAGUGGAUAGGAUGAAGGAUAUACGACGAAGAGGCGAGUGUAGGAGUUGAUUUUCAAUACUGUUGAUGUUCAAUCUUCAAUCCUCAAGCAUACGAUAUCGAUACCAGAAAUAAGAGGAAGCGGACGAGGAAAUAAAUCUCAAAAUGGAUGAAAAUCAACAGCGAGGGCCGAUAUUCCGAUCGCUCAACAGUCAGCACGAAUCCUUUGUCAGGUUUAUUAAUACAACGCCCCACCGCGUUACCCUAUACUGGAUGGAUUACCAAGGGCAGGCGGUUAGUUAUGGCGAUUUGUCACCUGGAGACUACAGGGAAAUCAACACGUUUCAUACCCAUCCGUGGAUCUUUGUCAACAAAGAAACGGGAGUCAGGUAUUUGGUGCAGCAGCAUGACGUUUUCUUUCCUGAACCAUGGUUCGUCAAAUAUCGUGGCGUCAGGCCAAGCGAGCUGCCGCAAAGAAUCGAGAGGACCGACGUGCACAUCGUGCUACCGAUAUUAACACUGCAACAAUUGUCACUGGGGGUCAUCAAAAAGUGUUUGACGUAUGAUUCGCAGGCCUUUCUUCUCGACAUUCCACGGAGUCUCCAAUUAGAACUCUUUACGAUGCUACCAAGAAAACCUCGAUCCUCGUGACAUAUUCUUGCGUAACGUCAUUGCUUUUUCGCGCGAUUAAAAUAAUAGCGGAAAAUUCUGAAACAUUUGUCACUUUUGCAAAGGAAAAGAUAUUUUAUGAGUUUGUUGUCUCUUUGAUUAUAUAUAAAAGAAAUAUGUCGACAGAAAUAUACAUAUAGAUAUGUGCCAUAUAUUGCCAUGUUAUAUGCCAGUUUUUAACGAUAUAUUUAAAGCAUUAAAUACAAAUUAAUAUAGUUUGGUUUGAGAUAAAGCUAAAAUAAUUUUUUUCCGUAUAUAUACAUUACGUCGAAAUCUCUUUGAAACUUUAAUGACACUAAUUAGGUACAAUUUCUUUUUUUAAUCAUGGAUUAUAAAUUAUAUAAAAUUGCAAGAAUAUUUAAAAUACGAGGUGCUCAUAGAGAGAAAUGGUAUGCGAUGAAUUCGAUUGUAUGCCGAGAUAUGCUUUCUUUACUUAAACUAUGUUUUUCAAGGAGUCGAGAUCAGAGAUAGAGAGAGAUACAUAUUUGCGCAAAGUUGUUAAUUUCAUUCGUUUCGUUAUGCAUACUUUUCUCACGAAUGGAUUUACAUGUGAUAUAGAGAUUAUUUUGUAUUAUUAAUAUAUUUUAUAUACUUGCAGUUUUAUUAUUAAUGGGAGCGUUUUCAAAGGUUUAUAUAUGUGUGCGCGCGCGCGCACACACAUGCUCGAGUAUUCCUUUGUUCUUUGUUUAAUGGCAAAUAAACUCUACGACGAAUUUUCUUGAUGUUCUAGCUUUUGAUAACGAUCUCGAUUAGGUGCACCGCUUAGAAAGUUUCGGUAAAAUCGUCGAUGCUCGAUAGUAAUCCGAGCUUGUUUCUGCAAUUUAUUAUUAGAGUUCCAAAAGUAUUAAUCGGCUUCUCUCUUCUGCACCUCGUCCUUUACGCUCCUUUCAUGUUCUUCUUAUUUGGCACGCGGGCUUGCGAAUCUCGGAAGCCAAUUUUUGUUAAUUAACAAUUAAGCGAGUAUGGAACACGUUUAGACUGUAUAGUAACAUUAAUCGUCGUCGAAAUGUAGUUUUUAUCAAAUGUGUUAAUUAUUGUGAUAGAUAGAUACAUGUAUUUCUACAAUUAUAUAAAAUAAAAUAUAUGUAUUAUACUACACACACCAACCAUUGAAACUGUAUAGAAAUAUAUAUUUUUAUAUUAUAAAUGAGACUCUUAAAUAAA